Molecule: messenger RNA, 1089 nt
Organism: Aspergillus puulaauensis
Lineage: Eukaryota; Fungi; Ascomycota; Eurotiomycetes; Eurotiales; Aspergillaceae
Exons: 4
Coding region: 1-1089 (362 amino acids)
Molecular function (GO): RNA binding
Source: RefSeq, a predicted model, not a curated record
AUGGUCGACGCUCCCGAGAGUCCCAGACCGCAAUCGCAGCAACAAACACCCCAAAAGCCGCAGUACCAAAAUGGAGUCAGAACGAACGGCCGCGCAUUCAACUCACUGAACUGGCGCGUGAAGCGCGAGGAGAGUCCCUCUCAAUCUGAGAGCCAGAGCCAGGGUCAGGACCAGAGCUCGCCGGGCCCGAGAACGUCGAGGGUAGGAGGAUUUAGCCGCCCCAAGGAGAAUGUUGUGCCCCAGGCUAUCUCUGAGGGACGGAGACUCUAUGUCGGGAACAUGCCCUAUACGGCGAAGAUGGAAGAUGUAAAGGAGUUGUUUAGAAAGGGAGGGUUUGAGGCUUCACGCGUCGACAUCUCAAUCGACCCCUUCUCCGGCCGCAACCCCUCAUACUGCUUCGUGGACCUCGAGACAAAGGAGCUUGCCGAACGCGCGAUGACCGAACUGGACGGAAGCGACUUGCUCGGAAGACCCGUGAAGAUUAAACCAGGUGUCGUUAAGAGCGCCUCUGAGCGCCAACAGCAGCAGCAGCGCACAGGACUAGGAUCGGGUAACGGCGAUGGGCCGAGCUCGGGCUCACCACGUGGAAACAAGACAUCGCCGUUUAAUGCGGACCGAUGGCGCCGGGAUGAGAAUUCGGGCCCGGCCACACCUACGAAGCUGAGUACUGGUCAGGGCAUGAGCACAGGCAGCGCGGACCCAAACAAGCGGUUAUACGUCGGUGGGCUGCCGCGCUUGACGGAGCAGGAUGAUAUCACCACGAGCAUCACGGAUUUCUUUAAGGACUAUAAUGUCGCAAAUGUUUCCAAACUCUUCACCCCCCACCCAGCGAAGCGCUUCGAACCAGGUAACCACUACUACCUUUUCGUCGACUUCGCCACCGUCGAAGAAACGCAAAACGCCAUGGCCGCGAUGAACGGCGCCGAGGGUCCUUGGGGCUCUGGAAUCCGUGUGCAGCGGGCGCGUGGGGAGACGUGGAAGGAGACUGGCUCUAGCUCGGAAGAGAGAAAACCUGCGAGCCACUGGGGCUCAUCUACUCGGGCCCAAGCACCCGAGGCUGUGGGUACUGAGGGUGUGGUUGAGGCGUGA